Messenger RNA from Coturnix japonica (Japanese quail), 3645 nucleotides. It is a transcript of the gene MFSD2B, whose product is annotated as MFSD2 lysolipid transporter B, sphingolipid. Gene Ontology annotation, molecular function: sphingolipid intramembrane carrier activity; symporter activity. NCBI's taxonomy places the organism in Eukaryota, Metazoa, Chordata, Aves, Galliformes, Phasianidae. Gene Ontology annotation, cellular component: plasma membrane. The record is from RefSeq and is a predicted model, not a curated record. Gene Ontology annotation, biological process: lipid transport; carbohydrate transport.
UAAAGCAUCAGUUUCACCUCUCGGGGUGGAGCGGCUCCCUCAACCCUAGCGGGGAAUGUCUAACCCGAGCAUGGAGGGCAGCGAUAGCACCGUCGCCCCUUUUGGGAGGGAGGGGGAGGGCAUCGGCCGCGUUGUCCUUCUCUUUCCCUCCGCCCCCCCGCCCCGGGCACGCAGGUGUCAGACCGGGCUGUGCUGCCCGCAGCACGAUGGUGGGGGCUGCGAGGGACAGCAUGGAGCGCCCGGAGGAGGAGGUGGAGGAACGCAGGCUGUCAGUUUGCAGUAAGUUGUGCUAUGCCAUAGGAGGUGCCCCGAAUCAAGUGGCAGGGAGCGCGGCUUCCUUCUUCCUGCAGAUCUACCUGCUGGAUAUAGCCCAUAUUACUCCAUUUCAUGCCUCUUUGGUGCUGUUUAUUGGCAAAGCCUCAGGAGCUGUUACUGAUCCCGUUGCUGGCUUUUUUAUCAGCAAAAGUAGAUGGACAAAAAUUGGCCGUCUCAUGCCUUGGAUGCUGGCAUGUACACCCUUCACAGUAGUGUCCUACUUUUUCAUGUGGUACCUGCCUCCUUUUGUAUCAGGAAGGGUUGUAUGGUACCUGAUUUUCUACUGCAUUUUCCAAGCACUGACCACAUUAUUCCAAGUGCCAUAUUCUGCUCUCACCAUGUUUCUCAGCACAGACCAGAAAGAGAGAGAUUCUGCAACAGCGUACCGAAUGACAAUGGAAGUCCUCGGGACCUUGGUUGGAGCUGCACUUCAGGGGCAAAUUGUGGCCAGCGCUCAUCUCUCUCACCACUGCACUUUGAACCCCCCAGUAAACACCACCAGCCCUACCUACUCCUUGCACAACACUUCUGGCUUUCCUGAGCCUUCAGACCCCUUGUCUCAUCAAGCAAAAGUCUACAUGAUUGCAGCAGGGGUUAUAGGAGGUAUAUAUCUCCUGGGAAUUAUCAUUCUUUUCCUUGGAGUAAAGGAAAAAGAUGAUCCUUAUGCCUUGAGUUCAGACGCAGCAAUUCCUUUUUGCAAGGGGCUUGGACUCACCAUGAAGCACGGCCCAUAUGUGAAACUUACAGCUUCGUUUCUUCUCAUCUCAGCAGCGGUUCAGCUUGAGCAGAGCAACUUCAUCCUAUUCUGUACUCAUGCAGCUGAUCUUCGCAAUCACUUCCAGUAUUUGGUGGUGACCAUCUUGGUAUCAGCAGCUGUGAGUAUUCCCUUCUGGCAGAAGUUUCUGCAGCGGUUUGGCAAGAAGUGUGCAGCAUGUGGGAUUUCGUGGAUGAUUCCUUUUGCAGUCAUGCUGGUGACCAUUCCAAACCCAAUCCUGGCUUACUUCGUGGCCUUUGUCUCCGGUCUGAGCAUUGCAGCAUCUCUGCUGUUGCCAUGGUCAAUGCUGCCUGAUGUUGUUGACGACUUUCGCCUGCAGAAUCCUCACAGGAAAGGACAUGAAACCAUUUUCUAUUCUUCUUAUGUUUUCUUUACCAAGAUGUCAGCGGGAAUUGGCCUGGGAAUUUCUGCAGCUUGCCUGGAGUUUACUGGGUACAAGCCAGGAAUAUGCAGACAAUCCAAGGACGUGAUCCUCACUCUGAAAAUCCUCAUUGGAGCAGUUCCUGCCGUCCUCAUCCUCGUAGGUUUAUUUAUACUUCUCUUCUACCCAAUCACUGAAGAAAGUCGGAAAGAAACAAAGCUCGCACUUGAAGUGUUAAGAAGGAGCCAUCAAAGCACAGAGAACCUGGAUGACCACAAAGAGGACACCUCACUCUGAAUGUUCUGAAUACGGAGUCUUCCUAAACUCAAUUUCACAUCCCACACACAAACUCUGUGAGAGUCUCUUGGGUCAUUUCCGUGCUCCCAUAUUGUCAGAAAGAAUAAACAAUGAUUCUGAUAUUCAGUAAUGAAAUCAAGUGGGGGAAAUCACCGUGCAAAAAUUAGGUAUAAUUCUAUGUGCUGUUCUAGAAGAGACAUUGCAACCAUUCAGGAAUGCAACUAUUGGAGAUUUGGGGUUAUUUGUUUCUUUGUUCUUCAGUGAUAAUAUAAAGCUGCAAUCUUUUUGCAGCAGGAUGGUCUAUGAACUCGUAGGCCAAGGGAACAGCACGCACAUUUGGUUACUACCCACAUUUUAACAUCUGAUAUCUAUCAGCCUCAGAGGUUGGGGUGGUUUCUGAACCUAUAAGCCCAAUUUCUAUAUAUAAAUUGCACAGCAGUGUGUUCAGGAAGCACUUUGGAAUCCCAGUGUUUGCCAUAAACAUAAAUGUUUGCUUGAUAAAAGGUGCAACUAAUGGCUGGUGCUUUGUGGGGUAGUUAAGUUCAGGCCUUGUCAUUUGAGGCUUGAAAGACACCUCCAAUCUCAGGCUAAAAUGACUGGACUCUGAAGGAAGAUAUCUGAAUUUGGAGGGGAGAGCGAUGAACCCAAGAGCUGAAGGCUUGUUCUCAUAAAGAAACCAGCACAGUGCAAGACAAGGCACAAAUUUACAGACCACUGUCUGCACUUAUGAACAUAUGAGAGGGUGCCUUAAUUCUGUACUGGAAGUGCCUUUGGAUGAGCAGCACAACACACUGGGAGGUGUCACUGGGGAUAGUGAUCAUAAGGGGUUUGCUCAGGGCCAUCUGGGGAGGCAAAUCUUGGUGGUGGGACUGAAAGCUGGGAGAGACACUGUGAAAUAAACGCAGCACGUCCACAAAGUGUCUCGUGAAGUUUAAUAUAGAAACCUAAACCUUUUCAGCCAAGUCUGAGAGCUAACGAACUGUCCUAAUUUGGUAAAGUGCUUAAUUACGAGUGAGCCUUUAAUUGUAUUUUGAGUGUGUGUGGGUAAGAGUGAAUGUUUAAGACUUGUAUCGAACCAACACCUGGGGAUGGGGGUUUUUUUAGGCUUCAGCUCCUGAACAAACAAGGAUUUGCAUUGCCUGGGGUGUAUGUGUUUACAACAAUAAAAACCAUAAGUCUGUUUACAGUUUUCAGUCUAAUAGAAUAUGAAAUACAAGUUCACUUCAAGUGGGUAAAUGAUGUAGUAUUAUUACAGAGCUCUUAAAAAACAUAGAAAACAAUCUGUGGGGUUUGAUUUGUUCUGUAACAUUUGUGUCUGUCUGAAUGGUCUCCUUUAAGAACAUUCAGAAGUCCCAGUAAGUCUCUAUUCACUUUAAUGGGUUUUGCUUUCAGCUGCUAUGAAUCUGUAGCUACAAGGUAAAGAUUCCACAUCAGUUACUUAAGCCAACAUCUUGGUCCAGUGAUAAAGAGGCUGCAGAAACUCCUGGCUGACCAGAAACACUUGAAUAUGGCCUAAGAUCCUAUUGCUGGAUCAGUUGUGGAGUUGCCUUUAACCUGCAUAGCAACCCCAUUUAAUUUCUUGCACGGUAAGCUUGUUUGAUUGGCCACAAACUGUAAAGUUUGGUCAUAAACUUGUAAGGGGUUUUUUUUGUGUGACUUUUUUUCAGAGCUUAUUGUUGGUGCUGUAAAACAAACUUUGUACAUUUUCUUGUGAGUUCUAAAUGAUGUGUACUUGGUAUGUGACUGGAAGAAGAAGAUUCUCUUAUUGACAUCCAUUCAUAUAGGUACCACUCAAACAUAAACCUUCUGCCUCUUCUGAUCAUCAUUAAGAAGGGCCAGGCUCCCUCCCCAGGGCUCUCAUUCAAGUAAUACCCAAAUAAACUGUAUGAACAAGGGA